AUGUCAACUUCACUAACUCAUAGUCAAUCAGAAACAUUCUCCGAAUCAUCGGUUAUUCCAGCAUCAACAUCAAUGUCUGAAUAUCCUGAUCGUCCUCUUCUAUUUAAGACUGAUGAUGAAACAACUUCAAUGAUAUCACAUGUUGAUGAAAAUAAUGAAAAUGAAGCUGUUGCACCAUUGGUUUCUUCAAUUGCUGGAGAUCAAACUGAUUAUAAAACAACAAAUUUAGAAACAUUAAUGCAUUUAAUUAAAGGCAAUAUUGGUGCCGGUAUUCUUGCUUUUCCUUAUGCAUUAUCAAAAGCUGGAAUAUUGUUUGGUCCUAUUGCUUUUUGGAUAAUGGGUGCAAUGACACUUUAUUGUAUGCAUCAACUUCUUCGAUGUCAUGAUUAUUAUCGAUAUAUUACAUCACGAGAAAAAUGUGAUUUUGGAGAUAUUAUGCGAUAUACAUUAGCAACAUGUCGUUGGAAAUGGAUUCAUCGUUCUGCAAAAUUGGGAAAAUUUGUUAUUGAUGGAUUUAUUGUAAUAACACAACUUGGCUUUUGUUGCGUCUAUUUUGUAUUUGUACCAGCUAGCAUCAAACAAGUUGUCGAUCAUUAUUUUCAAUAUAGUCCACCGAUUCAAAUCUAUCAAUUUAUAAUGUUUAUCUUGGUUAUCGGUUUUUCUAUGAUUCGAAGUCUUAAAGUUCUUGCACCAUUUUCACUUGCUGCUAAUAUAAUGACUAUUGGAGGAUUGUUUAUAAUAAUGCAAUAUAUUGUUCAAGAUCAUAUACCACUUAAUCAAUUACCUCUGAUUACAUCAGCAUCAGAUUGGCCAGUAUUUUUUGCAUCUGCAAUGUAUGUAUUCGAAGGUAUUGCUUUAGUUUUACCAAUUCGACAAAAAAUGAAAGAACCUGAAUCAUAUGGUGGUUGGACUGGAAUACUUAAUAUAGGUAUACUUCUUGUUACAAUUAUGUAUUUUAUUGUCGGCUUCUUUGGAUAUAUUCGAUAUGGAUCAAAAGCACUUGGUUCAAUUACUCUUAAUUUACCAAAUGAUAAUAAAUUAUAUCAAUUUACUAAAAUAAUGUAUGCUGUAGCUAUAUUUUUAACAUAUAAUUUACAAUUUUAUGUACCAUUUUCACUUCUUUGGCCACGUCUUUGUCGAAAAAUUCUUUAUAAAUAUAGUGGACAAAUAGUUACAAAAUGGGAACAUGCUUUUCGUAUUGGACUUAUUUUCAUUACUUGUAAGUAGAACAUAGAAAUUAUUCUGAUCAAAGAAUACGACACAUUCAGAGAGUCACAUUAUUAGGAAAAAAUAAGAUUUUUGAACUUUUUCUAUCCGAAUCGGGACUCGGAUUCUAGUUGUCACAUUCGAUUUUUUUAGUUAUCGUCGCUGCAUUAAUUCCAAAUCU
Molecule: messenger RNA, 1387 nt
Organism: Rotaria sordida
Lineage: Eukaryota; Metazoa; Rotifera; Eurotatoria; Philodinida; Philodinidae
Source: the annotation of a GenBank genome assembly